Solea solea (common sole) is the source of this 1528-nucleotide messenger RNA. RefSeq names its product cytohesin 1 interacting protein (gene cytip). The coding region runs from base 150 to 1226 and encodes 358 amino acids. The record is from RefSeq and is a predicted model, not a curated record. The transcript is spliced from 8 exons. Gene Ontology annotation, molecular function: protein binding. Lineage: Eukaryota; Metazoa; Chordata; Actinopteri; Pleuronectiformes; Soleidae.
AAUCAUCACAUGGUGUGGAUUUCCGCUCUGACACUUUUUCGGUUUAUGCUGCACAGCCGAGCGGGGGCCACACCUCGCAGUCACUAAAGAGCCACUGCUGCUGCUGCUGUUGCAGCAGGACAUUAUGGUGCUUUGAGGACUACUCUACCAUGCAGUCCACCAUGAAUUUCAAUGGACUUCAACGGCAGGGCAGCCAAGAGAAUUACAUUGUGGAUAAUGUUCAGAGGAAGAAAAGUUCUCUGUGGUCCCGGCGUUCACUGAGGGGGAGCAAAGAUCGACACUUUCAGAACACAAGCUCUCUGCCCAGAGUUUGCAAGCCCAAACUAACCCCCUGCACCUCACUGAUUGAUUACUCCGACCCGCAAAGGAUCACAGUUGAACUGGAGAAACAAGACAAUGAAACAUUUGGUUUUGAAAUUCAGACGUACGGACUGCAGAUGAAGAACACCGCUGCAGUGGAAAUGUGCACGUUUGUGAGCAAAGUGCACAGGGACAGCACUGCAGAGAAUGCUGGCCUGACCACAGGAGAUGUUAUCGUUACAAUAAACGGGCUCAGCAUCGAAGGGUCAUCGCACCACGACAUACUUGGCCUGAUAAAGGAAUCAACCAACAGCCUAAAGAUGGAGACUGUGUGUGGGAAUAUAGUGAAGCAGAUAGAACUGGAGAAGAAGAUGAAACAGCUGAAGCACUCACUACACGAGAAACUGGUUGAGCUGCAAGAGCUGACAUUACAGGAAAAGCGUCUGAUGCCUGGUAACUCGAGCAACAGCAGCUUCCGCCUCUCCAUGGACUCCUCGUUGAGUUCCCCCACAGGCCGCUGCAGCCGGCGUUUCUCCAGUGACAGCAGCUACAGGAGCGCGGUGACAGAUGACAGUGACCAGGCCAGCGUGUUCGGGGACAUGUGCUCUCCCAGCCCCUGCAGUGCAGCCAGCACCACGGACGACAGCUGCUUCUUCUCCAGAGAUUUCCCUUCACAGGACAGCGGAGGCAGGUUUUCACUGAGCUCGAGCCUCCAUCACCAGUCCCUCAGCCGCUCCAGCAGCUCCAGCUACGCCGGCAGCAGCAGCUCCCUCUCUCCCUCAUGGGAGGAAACAAGGAUCUCCUCCUUGUUUGGUACUCUGCCCAGAAAAAGCAGGAGAAGCAAUGUACGCAAACACAUCCUCAAGUUAAUUCCUGGACUCCAACGCUCAGUUGAGGAGGAGGAGACAGGGGCAAACACUCAGUGACCCGUUGCUCUCGUGCUUCUUGACUCUACUUGAUACUGAAGUGAUUGAUAAUGAAGUGUUUGCACACACUCAAAAGGCUGGGUUUAGUGUUUGCUUUAACAGAGACACGGAAAAGACCGAUAUUGUGAAGACGGUCUCAGACUGUACAGGAAGAGGAGUCACUGCUUGGCACAAAAGCAUUAUGAAAAUGUCAAAUAGUUUGUCUUUAAAUGUGUAAAUUAAUGUAUUCCUCACAUUGUCAUGGCUGAAGAAAUGUAAUUAUGUACUGUAUUUGACUGAAUAAAUGUCUUUACCCCCCCUCA